CUUGUUUUUUUUUUUUUUUUUGGUAAUUCACAUGUUACUCGUCAAGCGGAUGUGAAGUCAACUAAUGUUAUAGUUAGAUCACACAGAGAGUGGCAGCGGAAACAUUUGUUUUUUUUUUUCUUUGUAAAGACUUCUCAUCAAAAUCAUCUUCAUAUAUCUUGUAUCAUACAAUAGUGUCUUCCCUAGUGCUAUUAGAGCAUGGAAUUGGAUGCCUAAACCAGCAAAGAAAACCAGUGACUUGGCAGACUUUUAAGUCAUUGGUUGACACGUGUGACUAGAUGACAAAAAUCUUUUUGUGAUUCCAGUUUUUUAUUCCAUGGGUUCAACAUUGUCUACACGUCAUAACAAAGAAACAAUUCAAACAAAGAACAGUACAGACCUUUCUUUGUCUUAUGACACCGGUGGACUUAAUGUUUGUCUAAAGGAUCAGACUGACCUAGCAGACUUAUCCAGUCUUGGAAAUGAAAAUCAAAAUGCAGAUCCUCAUCAUUUUACCAGUGACCAGUCCGAAGUAUUGUCAGAUGAUGCUGAAGGUCCACUAAUUGGUGAUCAUGAAACUCAGGAGUCAGAAGGUGGAGAAGCUGAUCUACACAAUUAUCUUGUUGGCUGUAAGAAGAAUCCAGGUCAUAGACAGUUUAUACCAGUUGAUACAUUCACCUUGAAACAUUUACCUGAAGGUCUUCAAGACCAAAAUUUGUAUGAAUACAUCAAAGUUACAGCUGACCAGACAGUUAGAGUAAAUGUUAAUGUGAUCAGUCCACACAGACCAGAGUUUUGGCCAAAGACAACUCAACCAUAUCCAUUUUAUAACAUGAGUAAGAGAAGAAACUUGAGGACAGGAAGUGGAAGAAUGUGGAGUGUAAACAAGUUUCAAGAUGGAGUCCCGCAAGAUGGACAUUAUGGAUUUAAUGCCUACACAAAGUGUUGGUGUAGAAAAUGUGAAGUUUCAGACUCACCCAGCAAUAUGUGGUGGGAGUUUGAUGUGUCCACAGCCACACAUGUGGUUUUUGAUGACAUUGAGGCCAGUCAUACGACUUUGAGAUUGUUUUAUGAUAGAGAUGAAAGUCCAAUGGUCAGUAUUAAUAAAGUCAGUGUUAAGUAUGUAAAAAUGGAGCAUGAUUUGUGUGUGUUGAACUGUGUGACAUGUGACAAAAAUGUAGGAUAUAAACUGAUGGAAAUAUUCAAACAUUAUGAAAAUAUCUGGGAGAAAGUCUGGAACAAAUACUCUGAUAGAUCUCAACACAAGUUUCUCUUUAUAGUGUCACAUCCUCAUGGAUGUUCUAAACAGGUCAGUGUUGGUCAAUGGAAGGACAAACUAAAGGUGGGUGAUAGAUUUAAGUUGACUUAUACAACUUGUACAUGUCCAGGAAGUAGUGGAGCACAUGUCAACUGUCUUGGGUAUUUUGUCUGGUCUUGGUCUAAUCUUGUCCACAGUGGAGGUUUCAAGUCUGGAUUAAAUUACAGUGGGCUUGGUUAAGUCUAGUAAGUUGUUUCCCUUGGGAGUUGUCAAGCUCCAAAAUAAAGAUGUGUCUUUGAGAACCCUUGACAUUCUGAACAUUAAACUCAAAUUUCUCUUUAGUCUUGAGAUAAAUACAUUUAUACUUUAUGAUAAAUAUUUAUACAUUUUUUUCAUUAAAAACAUUUUAUACUUAGAAAAUAAAAAAGAAAACUUAGAAAAAAAAACAAAAAAACUUGCUAAUGUCUUAGAUCGACUUUCGUUCUAGUAUGUAAAUAAAUUGUUUAUGCUGUCUUUAAAUUUACAAUGUUUUGUUUCCUUUUAUAAUUAUGCUUUUGUUGUUCGUAACUAAGGUUUACAAUAAUUAAAGCCUGUUCAAAUAGAAAAAAAAUCUACCAAGUGUAGAUUUAGAACUAGGUAUCUUCUUAUCUUAUAUGUUACAGACGUUCCUUCAAAAAAGAAGAUGAUAACGUCCUACGCGUCCUGCAAUUAGUCAUGCAUAUUAACCAAUGAUCUAAUCAUCUGGCUAGCUCAGACAACUCAUUUCAUGCUCUGAUAGCGCUAGGGAAGAAAGAACAUUUGUACAAAUUUGUCCUAGCAUAUGGAACGAAGAAUAUGUUUCUAUCUUUGUGUCUUUCUGAGUAUUAUUUUAAAUUUUGUUUUUGUAUUUGAAGAUUAUGGUUUUGUGUUUUAUGUAUAAUUGCUUUACUUUUAAGUCUUCUAUCCUUAAGGAUUUAGUCUUGCAUAUUAAUCAAUGACUUACAUUCUGCCAAGUCACUGGUUUUCAUGGCUAGCUCAGGCAACUCAUUCCAUGUUCUAAUGGCACUGGGGAAAAAGGAGCUUUUUUACAAAUUUCUCCUAGCAUAUGGGACGAGGAAUGUUCCUUUAUAUUUGUGUCUUUCAGAGUAUUUUAUUAAAUUUACUUUUUGGAUUUAAAGAAUAUGGUUCAGUGUUUUAAGUAUAAUUGCUACUUUACUUUUAAGACUUUUAUCCUGAAGGCUUUCUAGAUUUAGUAAUUUUACUAAAGGUGUUACACAAGUCAAAUAUGAAUAUUCGUUUGUUAUGAAUCUCACUGCUCUAUUUUGUGUCUGUUCCAGUUUCUUAAUGUUUUCUCGAGUUGAGGGGUCCCAAACAGAAAAUGCUUAUUCUAUUAUUGACCUAACCAAGGUUAAAUAACAUUUUAGUGUUAUGUUCUUAUUUGAUUUAUAGAAAUUUCUUUUAAUAAACCCUAAUGCUUUGUUUGAUUUUUUUGUAGUUUCGUCAAUAUGUGGAUUCCAUGACAGUUUUCUCAUUUAUUAUAACACCUAGGUAUUUUGCAUUUUUAGUCUGUGUUACUGGUUUACCAUAAAUAAGAUAAGAGGAAUUGAUUUGUAUUAGUUUUUUUUGUUACUCUUAAUAACUGACAUUUUUCUGGGUGGAAAGACAUGCUCCAAUUUGAUUCCCAUUUCUGUAAUUCAUCUAAUUCUCUUUGUAAAAUAUCUGUGUCUUGUGUUGUUUUUAUUGUUCUAUAUAUUAUGCAAUCGUCUGCAAAUAAUCUGACUUUUGUUCCCGAAGUAAUGCAAUUUGGUAAAUCAUUUAUAAGACUGUUCCUUGAGGUACACAUGAGUUUACUGUUAUCGGUGUUAAUUUAGAGACAUUUAUUAUUAUAGUUUGUUCUCUCCCUAUCAGAAAAUCCACUGAUCCAGUGGACCAUUAAUGUCGAAAUAUUUUAAUUUUUUAAGCAAACUAUGGUGGUGAACUUUGUCAAAAGCCUUGGAAAAAUCUAGUAAGAUAGCAUCUAUUUGUUCACUAUUAUCUAAAGCUUUUGAAAAAUCAUCAAUUAGUCCUAUUAGUAGUGUUUCACAUGAUCUAUAUUUCUUAAAGCCAUGUUGGUAUGGGGUGAGGACAUUAUGUUUGUCUAAGUGGUUUAUGAUGUUGCUACAUAUUAUGUGUUCUAGGAUUUUACAUGUGAUGCUGGUAAGUGAUACUGGUCUGUAGUUUCCUGGGUCAGAUUUCUAUUUUUUUUUAAAUAGGUGGGUGACAUUAGCUUCUUUCCAGUCCUUUGGUACUCUGCCCUGGUAAAGAGACGCCUGAAAAAAUAUUUUGAACACUGGGGCUAGUUCAUUGCUUAGUUCUUUGAGUAAUCUAGCUGGAAUACCAUCAGGUCCAGACGCUUUAUUUGGUUUGGUGUUGGCUAAUAGUUUUGGAUUUCAUUUUCUUGUACUACUAUAUCUCCUAUGUUGUCUACUUGGCUCAAAUUGAGUAAUAAGUCCAUGUCUCCUGGGGCUGAGAAUGCUGAUGCAAAGUAUUUGUUUAGGAUGUUUACUUUAGUUUCAUUAUCAUUAUGUAUUAUGUUAUGUUCAUCUUUUAAUGGCGCUAUGCCUGUUGUUUCAAUUUUCUUAGACUUAAUGUAUGACCAUAGGUUUUUGUUGUUAUCUUUAGAUAUUACAUUGUUUAUGUAUUCACCCUGCAGCUGUCUGCUUACUUUUUGAGUUAGGUGUUUAAUUUUAUGUACUUUUUAGGAACUCUUUCUGCUUUAGUUUCUUUAAAUUUUCUAUAUAGGCUUUCCUUCUGUUUGCAAAGCUUCUUUAGUCCAUAAUUAAACCAGCAUUUAUUUAUUUUAUUUAGUGUGUAUCUAGUUAGUUUAUAAUUUUCUAUAAUGCUUUUAGGAUGUUUUUUAAUGAAAUUCCAGUGGUCAUCGACUGGUUGGUUAAUGUCUUUUUCUAAUAAGAUGUUUUGUUGAAAGUUUAAUGCAGCUUGGUGUAGUUGUGUUAGGUUACAUUUAUUCCAGAGUAAGAUUUUUCUUUUGGGUUUUUUGUCGGCUACUGCUUUUAUCUGACUGUGUAUUUUUAUGAUCUCAUGGUCUGAUAGACCAGGGAUAAUAUCAUAAUCAACUACUAAUCCAGGUCUGUUGGUUAAGAAGAGAUCUAAUAUGUUGUUUAGUCUAGUUGGUUUUUUAAUUAUUUGAUCUAAAGUUUGGUUGUGUAGAGUUUCUAUGAAAAGCUCAUUUAUUUCCUUGAGGUUUUGGUGUUUAUCUAUGGUUAGUGUUUUCCAAUUUAUAUUAGACAAGUUGAAAUCACCCAUAUUCCAAAAAAAAAUGAAUCGAAAGUUAAAAAAAAAAAAUUAUAGUUUUUUGUUUGAUAUUAAAUAUAAUAAUUCUUUUUA
This is a messenger RNA of Biomphalaria glabrata, 4600 nucleotides long. RefSeq lists its product as uncharacterized. The record is from RefSeq and is a predicted model, not a curated record. NCBI's taxonomy places the organism in Eukaryota, Metazoa, Mollusca, Gastropoda, Planorbidae. The transcript has 7 exons. Bases 317 to 1477 code for a protein of 386 amino acids.